Messenger RNA from Panthera uncia (snow leopard), 270 nucleotides. Its product is annotated as ATP synthase subunit f, mitochondrial-like. The transcript is spliced from 2 exons. Gene Ontology annotation, molecular function: proton-transporting ATP synthase activity, rotational mechanism. The coding region runs from base 1 to 270 and encodes 89 amino acids. Lineage: Eukaryota; Metazoa; Chordata; Mammalia; Carnivora; Felidae. The record is from RefSeq and is a predicted model, not a curated record. Gene Ontology annotation, biological process: proton motive force-driven mitochondrial ATP synthesis.
AUGGCGUCAUCUCUACCAGUGAAGGAGACGAAGCUCAUGGAUGUGAAGUUAGGAGAGCUGCCAAGCUGGAUGCUGAUGAGGGAUUUCACCCCUAAAGCCAUCACUGGAGAAAUUCAAAGAGGUUACUAUCGGUAUUACAAGUACCUGUAUGCCAGAGCGCGUGGAAAGGGGGGCAUUGCUGGGAUUUCUAUGGUGCUGGCAGCUUAUGGGCUAUUCAACUACUAUUCUUAUAAGGAACUCAAACAUGAGCUGCUAUGCAAGUACCACUGA